AUUUACCGCUGCUUGCCCCUCGCAAGCCGAGAAGGAAAGCGCUCGAACUCCGGGCGCUCCGACACUGCGGCCCGCUUUUUGAAAAUCACUCGCCGCGAGUCUGGGGCCCUCUUGCUUAUUUGGGGGACAGUGUCGAGCAGCCUUUACCUUGCGUGCGCGCUGGCCACCCUCGCCGUCCCCUCGCUGGGACGGACCGCGCGAUCGGUUCCCCGUGCCCUCGCCCUCGGCUCCGGGCUGCAGCCCGCGCUCGUCGGCCUCGCACGUCAAUCCCGCGGCGGCUGCUCUCCCCGUCGGGCCGCCCUCUCCCAUCGACGCCCUCCCGGCCGAAACAUGGCGCGUGCUUCUGGAGCGGCGCGAUUUCGGCCAGCGUGAGAGCCAACUCGCGCACCUCGGUGGCAGCUGCGGGACCUCGGCGAGUCCUGCCAGGGAACUGCGCGCGGCAUGCACACGCUGUACGGCGACCACCACGGCCAGGGCUACUACCGCUACAGUGGCUACUCGUCGCCGCCGCCGCCGUCGUCGAGCCCGGCCGGCAGCGGUGGGUCCGCGGGUAGCCCACCGACCGUGCUGUACGGGCCCAGCCAGGACGCCAUGGCAGCCUACCCAGGACGCAUGGGUCGGCAGCAACACCACGCGUACGUGCCGUCGCCGUACGCUGCAGGCGCCAUGACGCUCCAACAACAGGCGCCCAAGGACAUGGUCAAGCCACCCUACUCCUACAUCGCACUCAUAGCGAUGGCCAUCCAGAACGCGCCAGAGAAGAAGAUUACGCUCAACGGCAUCUACCAGUUCAUCAUGGACCGCUUCCCCUUCUACCGGGAGAACAAGCAAGGCUGGCAGAACUCCAUUCGGCACAACCUCUCCUUGAACGAAUGCUUCGUGAAGGUGCCCCGUGACGACAAGAAGCCCGGCAAGGGCAGCUUCUGGACGCUCGAUCCGGACAGCGUCAACAUGUUCGACAACGGCAGCUACUUGCGGCGGCGGCGGCGCUUCAAGAAGAAAGACAGUGCCAAGGAUGGCAGCAAGGACGAGGCGCUGCGCAAAGCUGCUGCGCACAGCCACGCCGAUGUGGAGGACAAGAAACCGGCCAUCAAAAUGAACAGCGGACCUUGCCCCAACAAUAACAACAACCAGACCAACGCCGAGAGUCACCAGGCGGUCACUCCCAAGAGCGAGCCCAUCGCGGACGCCUGCUUGCUCGCCUCGUGCAAGUACGAGGCGCGUUCUACGCAGCUCGGCCAGCAGCUCGCCGACCAGCACGCCGCCGGAGCCCUGGUUGUGGACCCGUCGCUGUCCGCCUUCAGCGUGGACAGCCUCAUGACGCGCGACCAGUCGGCGGCCACCGACGAGCUGGCCCACUAUUCGCGGCCGGGCGUUCUCUUCCAGGCGGCCAUGAGUCCCUGCUCGAGUCCGGCUGCGCCCACGUCCUUAGGCUACGCGUGUGGCUCGCCGGGGCUCUACUCGGACAGGUGCUCGCAGGCACUUGGCGCGCCCACCGACGAAGCCCUGGCUACCGGCGGACCUGCUGGCGGCACCGCAGCCGUCGGUGCUGCCGACAGCGCGGGACAGCAGCACUACGCGCCGUCGUCGCGCACUGCCUGGUACACGAUGCAGCAGCAGCUGCUCGAUCCGGGCGAGGCGUACGCGGCUUCCAACGGCUUCAGGGAAGUGUACGCCGGCAGUAACGCGACGAGCGGCGGCCAGAGUUCCUACCAGGUGGGCUUUCCGCUCAACAACGGCUACCAGAGGUCGUACACGGCGGGCUACGACUGCACCCGAUACUAGGUACUGUGGCCCUCUUCUCUCGAACCUCCUCCGUGCUGUUCCGGCCGUGCCCGACUGUCACCGCGGCUGUGCGCGAUCCCGUGACGGCCGCCUCUGGCCAGGGAAAGCUACGAUGUUUGUGAAACGUGGACUCGUAGUGUAUAUGUGGACUCGCUCGUAUUUGCAGCGACGUGCUGCGCUCAAAUCGCAAGGCGGUGCCAGUCCUGCAUCCGCUCGGCCAAGCUGAAGCUGGUCUGCUAAGAAUGACGGACACGUGCUACUAGUCUUUUUGGGUGAAAAGUGUUAGGCUAUGUUCUCAUGUUGUUUGGAUAUGUAUAUGCAUUCAUGUAUUGCUCAUAUUCUGCGCGAGGCUGAUUCCUGUUGUAAGGAGGGGACACCACUGGGUGCCUCUUCUUCUAACACGACUCAGCUUCGCGCGCGGGCCCUUGGCAAGCAUUAUCACUUCUGUAACUGAGAAGCGCUGUAUAAAACUCAUACCAUAAAGCAAGUGCAAGAAAUACGGAGAAAGUGACUGGGUAGGUGAGAAUAGAUGAGACCGUCGCUGAUUCACUCGGGACUCACAGCCAAUCCCUUUCAGUUCCGGUCGCGCGAAAGUAAUGCGACGCGUAAACGUAAUUCUUUUUUUUUUAAACUUAUCUGCUUGCAGUGACUUGGUCGUGUAUAUUGUUCAUCAAAACAAGUGAGCCAAUGUCGAAAAGCGUCUGUUUUUUUUUUUUCCUGCCCUGAAAGCUAGCGUUUCUCAUGUCCAUCGCAUUUCAUCGCGGCUUCUGGUUUUUCUUUUUUUUUUUCUUCAUUUUUUAUGCCGCGUAAGUUUUAUAAAAAAAAACGACUGCUUAAAAAUUUGCUAGGGAUAUAUUCAAGCAAGUGCUAAUACAGCAUGGAUAGCUAUACCUCAUGUACGAAACAGAUGUCACAUUUUGAAUUGGCUUGAACUGCAAAGGCACUGCAUCCUGGUUGUUCCCGAUGCAGCGUGUGGUUUAGAAAGGUAUCGAAGUACACGGAUGAGAUUGGUGUAUUCAAAUGAAGAUGACAUAGAUGAAAAUAAACGCCUAAUUGUAACUAUUGUUCUGUCUAAAGGUAACACUGCUGGUUGAUGGUUGUAUAUACUGUACACCGUGAUAUUAACUACUUGCAGAAUGCUCAAGCUUCAACAUUCUGCUGAUUCGCCAUAAAACAAAAACAAAAAAUAAACUUCAAAUCCAAA
Molecule: messenger RNA, 2989 nt
Organism: Ixodes scapularis (black-legged tick)
Lineage: Eukaryota; Metazoa; Arthropoda; Arachnida; Ixodida; Ixodidae
Product: forkhead box protein C1-like
Exons: 1
Coding region: 442-1785 (447 amino acids)
Biological process (GO): anatomical structure morphogenesis; regulation of transcription by RNA polymerase II; cell differentiation
Molecular function (GO): DNA-binding transcription factor activity, RNA polymerase II-specific; RNA polymerase II cis-regulatory region sequence-specific DNA binding
Source: RefSeq, a predicted model, not a curated record